Molecule: messenger RNA, 3064 nt
Organism: Aplysia californica (California sea hare)
Lineage: Eukaryota; Metazoa; Mollusca; Gastropoda; Aplysiida; Aplysiidae
Product: exocyst complex component 1
Biological process (GO): Golgi to plasma membrane transport; exocytosis
Cellular component (GO): plasma membrane; exocyst
Molecular function (GO): phosphatidylinositol-4,5-bisphosphate binding
Source: RefSeq, a predicted model, not a curated record
GUUAAAUAAUGUUAUCCCGGAAGUGUAGCUUCAGAGAGGCGAGAGAGAGGUGUAUCAACUUUGUAGUUGUUGGCCUACCAUAAUUUUACUGCUGUGUAGACCAGAGAAUGGUGAAAAUACGAGGGUUAUGAAUUUAUGAAUAGUCUGUAUAGUUUGUGCUCGAUAACCGGUUAGUCUUUAGAGCUCACUGAAUUGCAUGCACCAGGAAGUACACUCAACAUGUCGAAGCAACAACUUCAGCAGACGCUGUUUUUGCCCAACGAUGAACGUCUCAUCACUAUGAUUCCAGUUUCCAAAAUGCCAAGAAAGACAAAUUUGAAAAAGAGGAGCAGUCUACUUUGCGUAGUGUUAAACACAGUGGAGAUUCCUGUGAAAGUGUACAUUUAUCAUGUUAAGAAGUCAGACAGAGGAGAUGGAUUCAAAAAGAAAAUGGCAUGGCUACUACGUGAUUUGAGAAUGCUGGAUGGAAGAUCGGCAGACAAGGACACUUCUGAGUUCGACUUACAUUUUGAAAAAACCUACAAAUGGUCGGCUUCAAGUCUGGAAGAAAAAGAGACUUUCAUUUCAUCACUAUGGCGACUCAGUCACAGAUUUCUCAUUCAAAAGCCAGAGUUUGUCAACAUUCCACAAAGACUACUGGAAGAGAUCAAAGACCCGCACAGUCUUGGGGAGAAGGCCAAAAGCGUGGACGACAUCUCCAUGGAGGGGGAAGACUACCAGGCUCUCUCCGGGAAGGAGGAGGCCGACCUUGAACUUCUUAUGUCGGAAUGUCAGGUGGCGAUCAGCAACGCUGAGGCCUUCACGGAGCAACUUUCCAAGCAACUAUCCGUGUUGGAUGGGGCCAACAUUCACUCUAUCAUGGGCUCAGAGGACCAAGUGCUUAACUUGAUGCGUCUGCUCGAUGAUGGGAUUCGAGAGGCUGAGAUGAUUGAAGAUAAGCUGGACACUUACGACAAAAUGCUGGCCAACGUGAAAGAACAGAUGGAGGUGAUGCGAGACAAAGACACUCUGAUGACUGUGAGGAACACCAACCACCAACGUCUGCUGGAUGAACUUCAGAACCUUGUGGAUCAUCUAGACUUUGACCUGAAGUAUACGCAGGCCCUGAUGGAUGGUGAUCUGACCAGUCCAGCUGGUAUCGUGGAGUGCACUCAGGCUGCUCAAGCAUUGCACAGCUGUAUGAAUGCUCAGAUACAUCCCUCUCUUCAAAGGACAAGAGCAGUAGAGGAACAGCAGAAACACUUUAAGAAAUUGGCCAUCCACUUCUCCAAGCGUCUCAGUCAUCACUUGAACAACCUGUUUAUCCAUCAGGGCAAUGAGAUUGGGGAGACUCUCAGCCGUUAUGCUGGAGACCUGAAGAUGCCACAGCACAACUCUAUACACAAAGAACUGGUCAUCUACGCUGACCUCAUGCUGUGGCUGAAGAACACUGAUGAGACGAGCUUCCACAAACUUUCUGCUGUGUACAUGAGUAACUUGUGUAAACUGUACACGAGAGAGGUCAUGGAGUUCAUGGAGUCUGCCAAACAGAAACUGGUCACCACCAAAGAGACCAAAGGAAAACACCAUGGUGCGUCGACUUUGUCACGUCUGACGGGAUCCACCACCAGCCUGACCAAGAUUGACCACCGCGGCCGGUCUGGGUCCAUUCAGAGCGUGGACUCUUCCUCCAUCAAAUAUGGCUCUGACUUGGACAUUGCCAUGCGCAGCGUUUUCGACUCAGUACUGGAGAAAGUUUUGUCUGAAUUGGAGAGAGUUUGCAUCGCAGAGCAGGAUUUUUGUUUCAAGUUUUUCCAUCUCAUCGAUAAAAGUUCAGGAGUUGAUGAUGAUCAGAAGAAGGAGAAGGAGGCGUCUGGGGAGGCUGCGAGCGGGGAUGGAGAUGCUGACGUGUGGGUGGCCAAACAAACUUAUUCUGCCUCAGAGGGCCAAUACAUAACUGAAAAUUUAGGUGAGGGUCUCAUGCAGACCAGGGCUACUGUCACCUUGGAGAUGAGACAAAUCAAUGAUCAAGUGAGGUCGAUGAUGGCAGAGUUAUUCCCCCAGCUGGAGCAGGAGUUGGACCAGUUCCUCACACACGCUGAUCGCCAGGAUGGCAUGUACUCGAUGUACAUGUUGGUGCGAAUGUCUCAGCACGUCAUCAACAACCAGGAUAUGGGAUCCUUCCUUGGAAAGACCUUCGGCAACUGUCUCAUCAAGGUCAAGAGGAACUUUGACCGCUAUGUGGAUGUAAUGAUGCAGAGUGUCAGAGAGACAAAGGUUUCCAAGAAGAACAGAUGUGGCAUCAUCAGUUUUGUUCACAACUUUGAGGAAUUUGCCAACCUGGCAGAGAACAUUUUCCGUGGCUCAGACCGCCACGCAGACCUGGACAAGGCCUACAGUAAAGUGGUUCGGAUCAUCUUUGAACAGAUCAUGCGUGUGGCACAAGAGCACCAGAAAACUCCCAAGGAAGUUGUGCUCAUGGAAAAUUUUCAUCGCAUGUAUUACUUUCUUUGAGGGUGUGGAGGCUCGGGUUGCCACAGGAGUCAAGCCUGAAGAGGUGGGAUUUCAGCUGGCCUACAGCAAACAGGAGCUGAGGAAAGUCAUCAAAGAAUACCCAGGGAAAGAGGUGAAGAAGAACUUGGAGCAUUUGAACAAGAAAGUGGAGAAACAGCUGUGUGAGGAAGAGAAUCUAAUACAGGUGGUGUGGCAUGAGAUGCAGGACGUGUUUAUCCAACAGUACAAGUACUACGACGAGCUGAUGCGCCGCUGCUACCCCGAUUCCAACAUCACUCUGGAGUUCACCAUGCAGAACGUGCUGCAGUUUUUCUCCGACAUAGCACAGGCGCACUAGCCUCAGCACGAAAGAGUGUUUUAUUUGUUCUGAAAUUCAUUAACUCUUUCAGGCACGUGUGUUGUGACAAACUUUGCCGACUUUAAUUAGCUUUACCGAAAUGUCAGAGGCAUUUUGUCCGUCUUUCAGGCCCGUAUAGUUUGACAGACUUUGCCCAUAUUAAUUUGCCUUUACCAAAAUGGCAGAGUAGUGGGAGUAGGACCUUUCCUAAACAACUGAAGGAAUGACAAACGA